UAUAAUCAAUAUAACCUAGAAUAUUAUUAUUGUACAUUCUAAAAUAUCGUAAUAAAAUUUCAUACCUAUUUGGCUAUUAAAUAAAAUCUGAUAAUAGUAUAGUAAUAAAAGGCGUCUUUGAACAAGAAAGAAAAAUGAAAACUGCCUUUAUUUUUAUACCAGAUAUACUAUGCUUUAAUCAAAUAGGAAUGUUAGAAGGUUUUUCAGAAAGUUAUGAUGACAACGUUUCAUUUUAUAUAACAAAUUGUAAUUUGGUUAAUUACUCUGCUAAAAGUAUUGGCUACUGUAGUGAAGUGAUCCCAGAAAAAAAUAAUUUUGCAAAAACCGCUGAUGGCUCUGAAUGGAUUCAUGUAAAUUUAAAUGAUGGAACAAUAAAUAUUGUAAACCAAAAAGAAGAGUAUAUUAAGAUUUGUGUGAACUAUGGUUUUAAGAUCUUUGCCAAGUCUGAAAUAACUUCUUACAAAAACGAUGACUAUGGAAUACAUUUUGAUGUACUUAUGUCUGCUAUAAAGACUACAAAUUCUAACAAGUGCAAUAACCAUAAAAGGGUUAUAUUCAUUAUUUUUAUAAAUUUUUUAUUAUGCCUACUGAAUGUAUUCAGAAAGGUGUUUAUCAAUAUUUCUGGUUUUUGUAAAUAUUCUGAAACAGCAACUCAUUUUCAAAGUAUAAUUGAGAAUUUGCAAGUGACAUUUUUACAAAUAAAGCUUGAGAAAAAGUUGAGUUUGCAAACUGGUAAUAUUUUAGUGUCUCGAUUGCUUGACUUUCUUUUAGGAAUCUUAGUAUUAUAUACAGCAUUAACAUAUGAAGAUGAGAUAAUUUCUUUUGUUGAAGAAUCGGCAGAAAGAAUUGUACAAGGUGUAAAACAACUGCUUAUUUUUUUAAUGGGUUCUCCUAUUGGUUUAAAAUUGAACUAUGCAUUUAACAAGACGUUAGGAUCAUUCUUCUUGUAUAAUUUAUCACUGUGGAGAGCAUUUUUGUAUUCAAUGAGGCCAUACCUGCACUACAUUUUCCAUCUACUUAUUAUACCAGGCUCUUUAGGAAUUACUUUUCAAAUUGCCUUAGUUGAAGACUUUGUAAGGUUUUCUACAUUACAUGUGUACUGCAUUUAUGUAUAUGCUGCCAGGCUGUACAGAGUCCAGGUCGUUGGAUUAGGUUCUUUGUGGCCUCUUUUUAUUGGUCGUAAAUAUAAUCCUUUGCGAAAUCGUAUAGAUUCUCAUCAGUAUAGUCAUCACCAGCUCUUUAUUGGUACUCUAGGAUUUACAAUAUUGUUAUUCUUGUGGCCAACCACUUUUUUGUAUUAUUCCAUUUUUACUACAUUACGAGUUGGACUAAUAUUGUUGGGUAGGAUCCUUAUUUAUGCACGACAACUGUUGCAGUAUUUACCUGUUUAUGUAUUUCUGUUGUGGAUUUUCAAUUCUUCCUUACUAGCAGGAACUGUCAAAAUGAAGAUUGUACAUCAAAAAGACGAUUUGCCCCUCACACUUCACGCUACUCUUCUUAAAUUGUCAUUGAAAGAAAGCAUUUCGUUAAUUUUACCCAGCACUUCAACUAGGCUGCCUCCUGUGAAAUGGAGUACAUUAAUAAAAAACCUCUUCCACGCUGUUUUACUUUAAUGAACCGUUCAUUGGCAUUUUGUACUUAUAAGACUGAAUUGACCUUGUGCAUUAUUAAAAUAUGCUGUACACUUUUAAGUAUUUAUUUUAUUAAGAACACUAAA
Messenger RNA from Agrilus planipennis (emerald ash borer), 1717 nucleotides. It is a transcript of the gene PIG-Q, whose product is annotated as phosphatidylinositol N-acetylglucosaminyltransferase subunit Q. The transcript is spliced from 6 exons. The record is from RefSeq and is a predicted model, not a curated record. Gene Ontology annotation, cellular component: membrane; endoplasmic reticulum. The coding region runs from base 135 to 1613 and encodes 492 amino acids. Gene Ontology annotation, biological process: GPI anchor biosynthetic process. Lineage: Eukaryota; Metazoa; Arthropoda; Insecta; Coleoptera; Buprestidae.